Messenger RNA from Striga hermonthica, 1197 nucleotides. The record is from the annotation of a GenBank genome assembly. NCBI's taxonomy places the organism in Eukaryota, Viridiplantae, Streptophyta, Magnoliopsida, Lamiales, Orobanchaceae.
AUGGCCAUGAAAAUAGACGACGAGCUACCUCCUGAAAACGAAUUCGGAGACGGAGUUUCGUGGGCCCGAGGCCCGCUUCUGGGAAAAGGGGCUUACUCGCGCGUGUACAAGGCGACGCUCAAGGACGGCCGCUCUCAGUACAGCUGCCUCCCGCCGGAGAUGGCUGUGAAGUCCGCCGACGUUUCUUAUUCCGACACUCUCCAGAUGGAGAAGCACAUGAUGACCGGGUUGCUCCCCUGUCCCCAGCUGAUCCAGUGCUUCGGCGACGAGUUGACCCAGGGAGAAGGCGGCAAGAUGGCGUACAAUCUGCUUCUGGAGUACGCCGGCGGCGGGACCCUAUGCGACCGAAUGAACAAAUUCGGCGGCGACGGGCUGCCGGAGCACGAGGUGAAGAUGCACACGCGGUCCCUCCUCAGAGGCCUGAAUCACAUCCACUUGUCCGGAUACGUCCACUGUGAUCUAAAGCCCGACAAUAUUCUACUCGUGCCUCGACCCAGAAAAAGUGUAACCAGUCAAACCGAGUUCAAGGCAAAGAUAGGAGAUUUCGGCCUGGCAAAGAGGGCAAAACGGUCAAACUGCAAAAAGAGGAAAUUAUGGGAGGCUAAUUCUUGCAGGUGGCGGGGAACCCCUAUGUAUCUGUCCCCUGAAGCCGUGAUGGGCAGCGAGCAAGAGGCGGUGUCCGAUAUUUGGGCGCUCGGAUGUGUCGUGCUGAGGAUGCUGACGGGGAAGGAGCCGUGGGAAGGGAGGGACAAUGAGGAGAUCCUGGCAAAGAUAGGAACGGAGUCUGAAAUUCCAAAAAUUCCCAAGAAGGUGUCGAAGGACGCGCGGCAUUUUCUCAGGUGCUGUUUCGAGAGGAAGCCCCUGUACCGUUUGACGGCCGACCUGCUUUUGGAACACCCGUUUCUUGAUGGCUUGGGUAGUGACGAUGACUAUGAGUUUGAUGAGGAUUGUGGGUCGGUUGACGUGUUUGAGUUUGAGAGUGAUGUGGACGACGAGUUAAGCUGUGACAAUAUUAAUAUUGGCUCCUUUGACUCGAAUUCAGAUUCGGAUUCAGAUUCGGAUUCGGAUUCAAACGACGAGCCCUGGUGCUGUUCUUCUGUUGGAAGCGAGGUGCCCUCGAGAUACGGACGACACUAUGCGGUUGGUCAGAGUAAUAAUGGUCCUGCAGUGAACUUUAUGAGGCUACUUGUGAAUUGA